CCCUGAAACUAGUGGGCCCCAGUGCUGGAAGAUGGUGGAAGGGCCAGGUUGCACUCUAAAUGGGGAGAAAAUUCGGGCGCGGGUGUGCCCGGGCCAGGCGGUGACGGAAGUGCGGGGAAGCGCUCUGCAGAGACUGGGGGACCCCUGGUUGCCUCACGCAGCCUCGGUGGCUGCCGUCUCUUCCCAGGCUAAUAAUAAAGCUUCCAGCCGGAAUUUCUUGAAACUGUUCAGUGGACACGUGUACAGUGGCGUGGAAACGUUGGGGAAGGAACUCUUUAUGUACUUCGGGCCAAGAGCUUUACGGAUUCAUUUUGGAAUGAAAGGUUCCAUCAUGAUUAAUCCACCUGAGCAUAAAAAUAAAAAUGGAGUUUCUCCUGUGUUGGAAGUGCAGCUCACCAAAGAUUUGAUUUGUUUCUUUGACUCAUCAGUAGAACUCAGAAACUCAACAGAAAGCCAACAGAGAAUAAGAAUGAUGGAAGAAUUAGAUGUAUGUUCACCUAAAUUUAGUUUCUCACGGGCGGAAAGGGAAGUGAAAAGGCAGACAGGACGGAUGCUCUGUGAUGUGUUAAUGGAUCAGAGAGUGCUGCCUGGCGUUGGCAACAUCAUAAAAAACGAAGCUCUUUUUGACAGUGGUCUCCAUCCAGCUGUUAAAGUUUGUCAGUUAACAGAUGAACAGACCCAUCACCUUGUGAAAAUGAUACGUGAUUUCAGCAUUCUUUUUUACAGGUGCCAUAAAGCAGGAUCUACUAUCUCUAAACACUAUAAGGUUUACAAGCGUCCGAAUUGUUGUCAGUGCUGCUGCAAAAUAACUGUGUGUCGCUUAGGGGAGAAUAACAGAAUGACAUACUUCUGUCCUCACUGUCAAAAAGAAAAUCCUCAGCAUGUUGACAUAAGUGAACUUCAAUUUAAUAUGACAGAUGGUACUUGUGCAUUAACUGCUCACAGACCUCGCUGCAGUAAACACAACCGCCUCUGCGUUCUCCGAGUUGUGAGGAAGGAUGGCGAAAACAAGGGCAGGCAGUUUUAUGCUUGUCCUCUACCUGGAAAAGCACAGUGUGGAUUUUUCGAAUGGGCAGAUCUGUCCUUUCCGUUCUGCAACCACGGCAGACGCUCUAUCAUGAGAACCGUGUUGAAGAUUGGACCUAAUAAUGGAAAGAAUUUUUUUGUGUGUCCUCUUGGUAAGGAAAAACAGUGCACUUUUUUCCAGUGGGCAGAACAUGGGCCAGGAGUAAACGUUAUUCCAGGAUGUUAAUAUUUUCUCUUUCUGUAGAAUAUCUGGCAUUUAAUCUCUUCACACUACUAUGUAU
Molecule: messenger RNA, 1307 nt
Organism: Hipposideros armiger (great roundleaf bat)
Lineage: Eukaryota; Metazoa; Chordata; Mammalia; Chiroptera; Hipposideridae
Gene: NEIL3
Product: nei like DNA glycosylase 3
Exons: 8
Coding region: 32-1252 (406 amino acids)
Biological process (GO): base-excision repair
Cellular component (GO): nucleus
Molecular function (GO): DNA N-glycosylase activity; zinc ion binding; damaged DNA binding
Source: RefSeq, a predicted model, not a curated record